Molecule: messenger RNA, 4233 nt
Organism: Monodelphis domestica (gray short-tailed opossum)
Lineage: Eukaryota; Metazoa; Chordata; Mammalia; Didelphimorphia; Didelphidae
Gene: EOGT
Product: EGF domain specific O-linked N-acetylglucosamine transferase
Cellular component (GO): endoplasmic reticulum lumen
Molecular function (GO): protein O-acetylglucosaminyltransferase activity
Source: RefSeq, a predicted model, not a curated record
ACAGGGAGGGCGGAUCGGGAGCGCUCCCCGAGAAGGUGGCCCCCGGCGGCUCCUGGGCGCCCCCUGGCCCGACUCUGGGCCCUGAACGCCCGAGGUUUCCGGUGAGCUCCCGGGGCCGGUUAUGACGACUCCCUCCUCCUCCUCCUUCUCCACCUCCAUCACCUCCUCCUAGUGAGCUAGCCUCAGGCGCCGCCUCCUCCUCCUCCUCCUCCUCCUUAGCAGUCGCCGCCGCCGCCGCCGCGGGUCCUCGAGCUCAAGAAAACCAAGCAAGGCUCAGAGAUGUUUAGUUACUUGCCUAAUGUCUCCCAGGUAGGACCGUGGAGAGCCAGCAUUUAAAACUAAAUCCUGAAUGCCAGUCCAGUGUUGUCACCUGUAAUGGGCUUGCUUCCUCAGGAGCCCGGUAAGGUUUUAGGCUCUUAAAAGCAUCACCGGCAGCUUCUGAACCUCAGAGAUUAAACUGGCUUUCUUCCCUGGUUAUGAUGCUAAGGCUGCUUGUGUUUGGGGUGCUGCUUCAUGACAUUCUGGGGAGCAACCAAGAUGAAACUUCUCACCUAGAGGAUCUUCAAGGGUCAUCGUCAACUGCCUACUGGAACCUGCACUUGCCGGAAGAACACAUUCCCUACUUUUUCCACAAUAAUAGACAUCUUGCUGCGACCUGUGAGAAAGACCCACAGUGUCCUUAUAGGAAACAUUUAAAACAUCUUGAAUCUUGCUGGGGCUAUGAGAAAUCAUGUAGGCCAGAGUUCCGGUUUGGCUAUCCUUCUUGUAGUUUCGUGGAUAUGGGAUGGACUAAUACCAUUGAAUCAGCUCAGGAGAUAUUCUGGAAACAAGCGGAUUUUGGUUAUGCAAAGGAGCGCCUGCAUGAAUUACGGACCCUCUGCCAACCUAUGGAAACAGUAGGUUCCUGGCUAGUUUGCUCCCGCUACCUUCAGUAUUGCAGAACUUACUUCUAUGUUGAUCUAAGACAAGUGAAGAGAAACCACGACAGAUUUAAGGAAAACUUCCUACAGAAAGGCGACAUAGGAGGUCAUUGUAAACUCGAUAUUCGCACAUUGAUGUCUGAAGGGCAACGCAAAAGUCCUCUACAGUCUUGGUUUGCUGAACUACAAACGUACACGGAGUUAAGCUUCAGACCGAUCGAGGACGGCAAGUGUGACAUUGUCAUUGAAAAGCCAACCUACUUCAUGAAGUUAGAUGCAGGUGUUAACAUGUAUCACCACUUCUGUGAUUUUAUCAAUCUCUACAUUACUCAGCACGUUAACAAUUCCUUCAGUACAGAUGUCAACAUCAUCAUGUGGGAUACUAGCUCCUAUGGAUAUGGGGACCUGUUCAGUGAGACUUGGAAGGCAUUCACCGAUUAUGAUGUCAUCCAUUUGAAAGCCUAUGAUUCAAAAACGGUGUGUUUCAAGGAAGCUAUCUUUUCCUUACUUCCUCGCAUGAGAUAUGGAUUGUUUUACAAUACACCACUGAUCUCUGGCUGCCAAAAUACAGGGUUAUUUCGAGCAUUUUCCCAGCACGUGUUGCACAGGCUGAACAUCACAUGGGAUGGACCAAAGGAUGGAAAAAUUCGUGUUACCAUCCUUGCCCGCAGUACAGAAUAUCGGAAGAUAUUAAACCAGAAUGAGCUUGUAAAUGCACUGAAAACUGUGUCUGCCUUUGAGGUCCAAAUAGUAGAUUACAAAUACAAGGAGAUGGGGUUUUUGGAACAAUUGAGAAUCACGCACAACACAGACAUUUUUAUCGGCAUGCAUGGAGCUGGUCUGACCCACUUGCUUUUUCUCCCAGACUGGGCUGUGAUCUUUGAACUGUACAACUGUGAGGAUGAACGCUGUUAUCUAGACUUAGCCAGACUGAGAGGGAUUCAUUAUGUCACCUGGAAGAAAAAGAGCAAGGUCCUCCCUCAAGAUAAGGGUCACCAUCCAACUCUAGGAGAGCACCCCAAAUUUACAAACUACUCUUUCGAUGUAGAAGAAUUUAUGUCUAUCGUCCUUCUGGCUGCAGAUCACGUAUCUCAACAUCCAAAGUGGCCAUUUAAGAAAAAGCAUGAUGAGCUCUGAAAAAGAAGUGUUCAUUUCCACCCCCCCCAUCAAUUUCACUAUAGUGAAAUGGAAACUAACAGGGUCUCCAUAAUCGAGCACCAAGCUCAUGAUGACUUAUCUACAAUUUUUCUAAACCAAAAAGUGCCAUAUUUAUACCAAAAUGCACAUCUAGGAUGUCGAAGUAGUUGGAGUAUGGUCUUUCUUGACCAUUCUUUGCAAUUUCUUUGUUUGUUACUAUUUAUCAACACUGUUUAAGACUUUUUGCACUGAUCAUUUGAAUUUUCCCAUUUUUCUGACUGUUUUAAGGCUCAUGGGAAUUGUCCAUUUUUGGGGCUAGUGGUAAUGCAAGUUUCAUGGAUGAGUUACUGAGCAUUCUGGCCUAAGAAUCUUUAAAGAUCUUUUGGGGUCAUUAUUUUCAGGUUUAUGAUAUGACAGUGAUUGUAAUUUUAAUCAUCACUUUAGCUUAUUUCUGACAUAUUUGGAUUUAUAGGACCAUAAAGCUAGAGCCUAAAGGAAUCUUAGAGGUUGUAGGAUUAGAGGAGCAUAAAUUCUGAGCUGGAAGGAAACUUUAAGUCUAACCCAUGAGAGCUAGGACACUUUGAGAGAAGAAAUACAGGAGAAAAGGACACUUGGAGUCGAACUUUCAUCUAAGAAUGAGAAUUAAUUCAUGAGAGAGGCUAAUUCAAUUUACGAAAGAGGAAAUGAAGACCCAGUGAGGCUACACGAAUUGCUCAGGAUAAACAACUAAUAAAGGUCUAGGGAAAAAUUUGAACCCAGUGCUUAAUGAAUCCAAGUCCAAAACUCUAGCCACCACACCUUUAACAAAGAACUUGCUCUUAUUCUCAUGUGUUAACCGUAACACAUUUGGGGAUGUGAAAUAAAAUAGGAUUUAAUGUAUAAUAAGCCGGUGGUCCCUUCAGUUAUAGUCUGAUUUUUCCAUCCCCCAGUGGAGUCAAGUCUCCUAAGAUUAAAUGGCAUCUUCUACAAUUGUGAUAUGAUAUAAACAACUGAUAGCAGUCAACUUUUAAUGUGAACUGUGCUUUGUAUGGCAAUUUAAUUUUUUUCUGGCUAAGUAGCAGUAUUUUUGUUAGUUUUUCCUUUCAGUGAGGAACCCCAUUGCCCCUUCUGAUUUGCAAAGUAUUUCUUUUUAAAAUGGUUUAAGUUCUCUCAUUGGAGUUGAUAAGCCCCGAUUUCUGUAGCUUACCACCCCAAUGGAAAGAUCCAAGGUUUAUGUCUUCAUGUAUUUUUGUUCACCCCGAUCGUCAAUGUGAAGAGUAUAUAUUUUUUAUAAAUGAAAGAGGAAACAGUUUAUUAGGCUAGAAAGAUGCCAUUAUGAAAACAGAAAAGAUCUUACUGAACUAUAUCUAUACAUGGAAAAAGUAUUACGAUCGACUUUGCUCUUUGUGCCCUUCGAGGACGCUUGCUUUCUGGCAUUAGAAUUCAUUCUGCUGCAAAAUGAGAAGUUUACAACUAUAUAAACACUUGCAGGGUUUAAUUUUAGAGCCUCUUGAUUGCCUUUUGUUCAAUAACUGUAAGUGAUUUCCUAGAGGUUAGGCCUAUUUAUUAUAUUGCCUGGGAAAGUCCAGAUGAAUGACUGUAUAGCACUGACCAAUUCACAGGUGGGUUUGGGGCCCUAGAAAAAUCACAUCCUCAAGAAACUCAGCCUAUUGCUGCAGACUCUCCAGUUGUGCUUGUUGCUGCUUUUCUAUGUGCAGAAUACCGAGUAAUUAUCAGGAAAACAUGCUUUACUCAAGAGGGAAAAGAACAAAAAACAAAGUCGCACUUUGGGGCUGGAUCAACAUUUCUGAGUGCAGUAUUUCUGUAUUUGUGUUAUUACCUCAUUUUACAGAAGUGUCUAGGACAGUGCUGUUUUGCAAAGUAGCACAGAAUUCAGAAUAUUUAGCUUUUUUUUAGAGGAAAGCUAUAUUUAUUAUAAUUUGCACAUAUUUUAGAAAGAGGGGUAAAAUUUAUAGAAACAGAAUGCAUCAGAUAAUUAUGUUAUUAACUUAUCAGGCUUAAAAAAAGCAACUGAAGGAGCUGUUGUAUCAUUUGAAUUUUUUUCAAUUUUAACAUGCGAAGCUUGCUACUUUUAUUGAUCCAAAAUGUUGAGAUUAACCUGUAAAAAGCCUGUGAUGUCUUUUGCCAUUUUGGGAGGAGGGACAUGCCUUUGAAAUAAAUAUUUUUUGGUAUCUUA